AUUAUAUAGAUAUGAUAAUAACGGAAACGCUGACCAAAGCCUUAAUUGACGCCGAGUUGUCUUUCAUGAGAGAGACAAUGAAUACAUAUUUGCUGAUUAACCAAGAUCCUUUGAUUAAGAAACAGUUGAGACUAUAUGAUCCGCUCGUCAAAUUCAUGGACCCACCCGUCUAUGGCUCUAUUGAUCCCAAUUUUCGAGAUUUUAUGGCACCGGGAAUCAUAAUAUCUGUCAUUUACUUCAUGGCCGUGGGUCUGACGGCACUGACACUAGUGGUGGAGCGAAAGGAGGGCCUAAUGGAGAGGUCGCUGGUGGCCGGGCUUAAGAUGCACGAGAUUCUCGCCUCACAAGUCUUACUACAGUUCUUUAUAGUGGUAUUACAGGCAACACUACUCAUGAUAUUCACGUUUUUGGUGUUUCAAGUGCCCAACCAGGGUAAUAUUGUCUACAUUAUACUCAUUGUUUUGCUACAAGGACUGGGCGGCAUGUGUUUCGGUCUGGUCAUAUCAUCCGUGUGUAAGGAGGAGAACUCGGCUAUAAUGGCUUCGUUGGGAUCUUUUUAUUCAUAUUUCUUGAUAUCGGGCGUCAUUUGGCCGCUCGAAGGGAUGCCCCCGUGGCUCAAGACUAUCAGCUAUUUUAUGCCACAAACCCUGUCUAUAAUAUCUCUCCGUAAUGUCAUGUUAAAGGGCUGGACUAUAGUCUACGAAAGCGUUUAUUUAGGCUUAAUCAAACCAAGAGCUGGCAAAAUCAGAAUUAAUGGCAAACGCGUGGGACAUCCUGUCAAUAAGAUACCGGGUAUUGGCGUUGGUUUUAUGCCACAAGUCCACAAUCCACCAUUUCUUAUAUUAGAUGAGCCAACCGUCGGAACUGAUCCACUGCUCAAAGAGAAAAUUUGGGAGCAUUUGGUGGUGUUAUCUGAGAUGGAGGGCACGACUAUUAUAAUAACCACCCAUUAUAUAGAAGAGGCCCGAAGAGCUCAUAUCGUGGCACUCAUGAGAAAGGGUAGACUAUUGGUCGAGCAUUCGCCACAAUUCCUGUUAAACUAUUUUUGUGUUCAAAAUCUCGAAGAAGUGUUUCUGCGAAUGUGUGGCAAAAAAGUGGCCGAAGAUAUGCCCGAAAAUUAUUAUGAGUCCCGAAGAAUGGAUUUCAAUGAAAAUGUAUUUUUUAGUAAUAAAGUACUAAUGGAUGACGAGAUAAGAGACCAAAAGAUGAUAAGUUCAGUCACUUCUAUGGAUAGGGUGUUAACGCAAACACAUAAGAAUGCCAUUAGAGUGAUGAGAAACAUACCGUAA
Molecule: messenger RNA, 1289 nt
Organism: Oppiella nova
Lineage: Eukaryota; Metazoa; Arthropoda; Arachnida; Sarcoptiformes; Oppiidae
Source: the annotation of a GenBank genome assembly